Mauremys mutica (yellowpond turtle) is the source of this 2597-nucleotide messenger RNA. It is a transcript of the gene KRT80, whose product is annotated as keratin 80. Gene Ontology annotation, biological process: intermediate filament organization; keratinization. The transcript has 9 exons. NCBI's taxonomy places the organism in Eukaryota, Metazoa, Chordata, Testudines, Geoemydidae. The record is from RefSeq and is a predicted model, not a curated record. Gene Ontology annotation, cellular component: keratin filament. The coding region runs from base 1 to 1500 and encodes 499 amino acids. Gene Ontology annotation, molecular function: structural constituent of skin epidermis.
AUGACCAGCCGCUCCAAUGAAUUCAGCAGCCUCAGCAGCAGCUCUCUCUCGUCUUGGCAGGCAUCAUGGAACCAGAACAGGGGCAGCUCGGUGGUGACAGCCUCUGAACACGACGGCUGCAGCAGCCCUGGUGGUCCAGCCAGCAGAAGCUUCAGCACCUCGAGUCUUGGUGGAUACACGUCUUCCUCUUGCCCAUCCGUCUUCAUCAACGAGAAGCUCUUGACGCCGCUGCACUUAGACGUGGACCCCGUGUUCCGGGAGAGGAGGAAGCAGGAGAAAGAGGAGAUGAAAAUCCUCAAUGACCAAUUCGCAUCCUUAAUCGGGAAGGUCCAAUGCCUGGAGCAACAGAACAAGAUUCUCACAAUCAGGUGGAGCUUCCUGAGAGAUCAGGACAAUUCCCGUUCCGAGUCAGACAUCAAACUCCUCUACGACCAGUACAUGAGCAAACUGAAGCAAGAGAUGAGGGCUGUCGGCCACGAGAGAGAACAGCUGGAGUCCGAGUUGACUGAGGUGUUGAAGUCCAUGGAUAACAUCCGAAGCAGAUACGAGGAUGAAAUACAUAAACGGAGUGGCAUGGAAUUCACCUUCGUGGAGCUGAAAAGGGAUUUAGACGCUGGUUCCAUGCAUAGAACUGAGCUGGAGGUAAAACUGCACGGGCUUCAAGAGUUGAUGGAGUUAAAGAAAGCCGUGUACGAGCAGGAGCUUCAGGAGCUGCUGGCAGAAAUCAAGGACAUCUCCGUCGUCCUGGGGAUCGAUAACAGAUGCAACCUUGACCUGAGCCGCAUCGUGGAGGAAGUGAGGGCGCAGUAUGAAGCCCUGGCUUUCAGGAGCUGGGAGGAGGCAGAAGCCGUUACCUGGAGCAAGCUGAACGAAGGAACCACCCACUCCGCCACAUACAGGGACCAGCUCUUCAGCGGCCGGCGGGAGAUCGCGGAGCUGACCAUACACAUUCAGAAGCUGAGGACCAGCAUCGUGUCCCUGAAGAGUCAGUGCCUGCGUUUGGAAGAGGACAUCAAAGAGGCCGGGGGGGACGGCCAGUUUGCCCUCCGGGAUGCUGAAGCCAAGCUGGCCGAGCUGGAGGAAGCCCUGCAGAAAGACAAGGCGGACAUGGCUGGCUUGGUGAAGGAGUAUCACGAGCUGAUGAACAUCAAGCUGGCCCUGGACGUGGAGAUCCUCACCUACAGGAAGCUGGUGGAAGGCGAGGAGAGCAGCAUGGAGUCCCCGACAUGCCCUGUCGUCAGCAGCAUCCACUCCAGCCCUAGGCACUUUUCAUCCAUCUCCAGCUUCUCGGGGUCAUCCCAGCUGGCUUCUCGAGCGAGGGGCAAUUCUACCUACGGAGUGACCCGAAAUGGAGCGGUGGCAGAGGCCGUCCUCACCAGGAGCCAGAGCAGCGGCUCAGCAAGUCGGGAUGCAGGCGAAUGGCCCAGUGGGGCACGUCCGAAGCAUCGCUUGCUGUCCGAUGAAGAACACCGCCGUGUGGAGUCGAUCCCUGCGGAAUAGAUGCCAGACACGUUGACAACUGUGCCUGAACAAGACCAGAAUGCCUCCUCCUGAAGCCCAAUUCUUGCCAACGUCUGCGGGGCCAAGAAUGGGAAUCAACCUCAAACCAGUUCUUCCCAGUGUUUCCUUGACACCUUCCCAACUCCAUCACUGGUUAGAAGUGGGACCCCCAUCCUGGCAGAACUUUCUUUGAAUGUGCCCAAUUCUCACACCCCAGCCCCAGCAAACUCAUCCUGAUCCUAACUCCCUGAGGCGGGGCUCGUAAGGCUUAAUUCAUUGAUGUGCUUUGAGAUCUUCAAACUGAAAGCUCUGCAGAAGGAGAAAGUGUUAUUACUUAGGCUCCAACAAUGGUAAACUGAAGGAUAGUAGCAACAUAGUGGAAGGUAGCAUGGGGGAGCCUGGUGGGUAGAGCAUUGGACUCAGGAAACGUGGGUUCUAUUCCUGACUCUGCUGGGUGAGCCAUGUCCCUCCAUAUGCCUCAGUUUCCCCAUCUGUGAAAUGAGGAUAAGGUUAUUGACCUCCUUUGCAGAGCGGUUUGAGAUCUCAGUGCUAGAUAAGAGCUAAGUAUUAUGAGUUAUUUUACCAGUAUUACCAAAUGAUUUCUCGUGUUCCUUCUUACUUUCAUUCUUUGGUUUGUGCGGAUUUGCGUUAGGGUCUCUUUCACCAGCUGCUGAUGUGAUGCGUGCGAGCCUUCUCAGCCACAUGAGUUGGCAGAGUCUGUGUUUGGUGAGGUUUCACCCCUGGCGCUCUGGCUACUCAGGGGAAAAUUUUGUGUAGACCCAGAAUCUUCAGUCAAAGGCUUUUUUCCUACUGCCAGUGGGGACUCUGUCUUGAGGGUGUCUUUUAAAAAUAAAAUAAAAUAAUCGCGACCUCAGGUACGCUGGUGUAAAUCCGGAGCAACUCCGCUGACUUCAAAGGAGUCUGGCCCAGAUUCUGAUCUGAAUUACAGUGCUGUAAAAACGGGUUUACUUUACCUGGGUCAAUGGCGUUAGGGCUUGUCUGUAAUCUCAUUCCCACUAGCAUAAACCCAGAAUGACUCCACAGCAGGUUUAUCCUAGUGUGAGAGAGAUCUUAAAAGAAACCCGUACGUUUGUAAG